AUGGAAACCACAAGGGAGCGUGUCCCUGUUGUCAUCUUGGACACCGGUUCGCACUGUCUGCGUGCGGGAUACGCGGAUGAGCAGGGGCCGCGUCUUGACAUCCCCGCCCUUGUUGGUCACCCCCGCAACCGAGGCGUGGCGAUGGCUGCUGGGAUGAAUGAGUACGAGAUUGGAGAGGAGGCGCUCGUGAAGCGUGGAAUGCUCACUGUUGGUAGUCCUAUCGAAAAUGGCCUUGUGGUGAACUGGGAACACAUGGAAAAGUUGUGGAGUCACGUGAUGUUCUCAGAGAUGCGGGUAACACCGGAGAGUCACUGCUUUGUUGUACCGCAGCCAGUGAACACCCCAGCGGCGCAAAAGGAGAAGACAUUGGAACUCAUGAUGGAGACUUUUCAUGUACAUUCACUCUUUUUAGGAACGUCUCAGGUUCUGAGUCUGUAUGGAUACGGUCUGACAACAGGGUUGGUGCUUGAUAGUGGCAAAGACCGCACGAUGGCGGUUCCUGUGCAUGAGGGUUAUGCACUUGGUCGUCAUGUGACAGAAAGUGAGAUUGCAGGAGAAACCCUGACAAACUACCUCGCCUCCCUGUUACGGCAGGAAGGGUACAGUUUUGGCACCCCGGUUGAAAUGCAAGUUUUAAAUAAAGCCAAGGAGGAGCUGUGUUACGUGCGAUUGAAUGAAUUUGGGGUUUACAGUCCUGUACAUUCUCUCGGAACUUUAGGAAACGCAGCGGCGUUUGAUUACAAUUUUAGCAGCAGUGCUCAGCGGCCGGGCAGCUCUCCGGUGCCGGCAACGGAGGAAGUUUUUUUCCUUCCAGACGGCAACGCCAUCCCACUGGCGGAGCAUCGCCACCUUACGACGGAAGUCCUUUUUAACUUUGGUAUUAUGGGCGAAGAGUAUAUUCCUAAAUCACGCUACAUGACCGAAUUGGGGGAGAUUUUUAAUCCUUCCUUCCCUAUGGGAAUUAGUUGGUUGUCAUUUGCCGCCAUCAAUAACUGUCAACCGGCAAUGCGGCCAUCCCUUUUUGCACACAUCGUUCUUGCGGGUGGAAAUGUCUCUUUCCCAGGCACCAGGGAGCGGAUAGAGGCGGAGGUGACCCGGCUAUACAGGGAGACCCAUGCCAGCGAGGCGGUGACACCAAUCUGCGUGCAUGAUGUGGAGUGUCGCAUUUACAGUGCCUGGCUCGGUGGCUCCAUGCUGGCGCGAACGUCCAUGUUCCCACAUUUAACUGUCUCGCGACAGGAGUACGAGGAACAGGGUUACCGUGUUGUGCAUUGCAAAUGCCAGUAG
Molecule: messenger RNA, 1287 nt
Organism: Trypanosoma cruzi
Lineage: Eukaryota; Euglenozoa; Kinetoplastea; Trypanosomatida; Trypanosomatidae
Product: actin-like protein, putative
Exons: 1
Coding region: 1-1287 (428 amino acids)
Source: RefSeq, a predicted model, not a curated record